AUGGCGAAGGAGAGCAAAACAACAGCAGGAUUAGGGGUUAUGCUAGACGAUGAAUACAAGACUUCCAUGGAGGCCAAGGAAGUUAAGAAAGAGACUUGUGUUAUCUGUUUGGACGAAGACAUAGGUUCUGAUGUCAUGUUUGCAGUUGAUAAAUGUGGUCAUUGGUUUUGCAUUAACUGUGUCAAACAGCAUAUAGAGGUGAAGCUGCUUGACGGAACGACCCCGAGUUGUCUUCAGCAUCGAUGCAAGUCUCAGCUAUCUAUAGAUAGAUGUGACAAACUUUUGACUCCAAAACUGAGUUUAAUGUGGAAACAAAGGAUUAGAGAGGACUCAACUCCAUUUACGGAGAGAUUUUACUGUCCAAACCCAAGAUGCUCAUAUCUAAUGUCCAAAACCGAGCUUUCUACUACAUGUUCUGAAUCUAGUGGAUUUAGGACAUGCUUCAAAUGCAGUGGCUCCUUCUGUGUCAAAUGCAAAGUUUCAUGGCAUCAUAGGCUAUAG
This is a messenger RNA of Eruca vesicaria subsp. sativa (arugula), 501 nucleotides long. Lineage: Eukaryota; Viridiplantae; Streptophyta; Magnoliopsida; Brassicales; Brassicaceae. The record is from the annotation of a GenBank genome assembly.